AUGAAUAUUCAUGAUUAGCUUCAGGAAGGUUACUAAGCAACGUCCUCGUGUAUUAAUCAAUAUUCAUGAGCACACCUUGGCUGUAGUAGGAUGUUUGUACACCGGCUGAACGCAGUUCAUGAUGGGUUUGAUCCAGAGUGUGUUUGCUGCAGAGGGCGGAUAUCAUGUGCACGCGAUCCAGGAGAAUUCUCCAGCUGAGAGAGCCGGUCUGGAGCCCUUCUUUGAUUUUAUUUUGUCUAUCGGACACACCAGACUGAAUAAAGAAAGCAGCACGCUGAAAGACCUCCUGAAGGCAAACGUGGAGAAGCCGGUGAAGCUGGAGGUUUACAGCAGUAAAGUGAUGAAGAUCAGAGAGCUGGAGGUCGUCCCCAGUAACAUGUGGGGCGGUCAGGGCUUACUGGGGGCCAGCGUCCGAUUCUGUGCUUUCCAAGGGGCCAAUCACAACGUCUGGCAUGUACUGGAUGUGGAACCGAAUUCACCUGCUGAUCUGGCUGGACUGAAGCCUUAUUCGGACUACAUUGUUGGCGCAGAUCAGGUGUUGCAGGAAUCGGAGGAUUUCUUUUCGCUGAUCGAGGCGUCGGAGGGAAAAGCGCUGACGCUGCUGGUGUACAACACUCAGUGUGACCGCUGUAGGGAAGUGAUGAUCACUCCUAAUGGAGCGUGGGGCGGAGAGGGAAGUCUGGGUUGUGGUGUGGGGUUUGGGUACCUGCAUCGGAUCCCCAUGCGCCCGUUCACAUCAGAUCAACACCAGAAUGCAUCUGCAACAUCUGGAAACCAAGAGGAAAAACGCUGUUCUGAGUCAUUGUUAGAUAAUGAACGGGACCAUGACGUGACGGUAGACAUUGGUGAUGGAUUCCUUCAGGACACGUCUGAAGUUUCAGCAUCAUGCCAGAGAUCUCCUGACACGUUUGAGACGACAGCUGUGGAUCUCUCCAGACGCUUGGAUUUAUUUAGCUCCACUACAGACGGCUCUUCCUCUUUGAUAGUGCAUGAUGAUGAUGAUGAUGAUGGCGUCUGCAGUGAGGACGCGUCUACUUUACGUCGGUCUGAAGACAGCGAGAUGAUCACCACAACAGCAGGCCAGAAGGACGAUUCGGGGAUCUACGGUAUUCAAACGGCACCUGUGAUCCUAAACAUGAAACUAAAGGAUGACGAGGUCGUAACAUCUACACAGAAAAGCGUCACAUAAGUAUCAGCUGUGCCUCAGAGACGUGUCGUUCGGCUGCUCUAUUGUAGAGUGCUGAUGUGCAAGAUCGCACAGAAAAAGAUGCCUUACAGUGCCAAUUUCUGUUUGCACACAUACAAACUCCUGCUUUAGAAAAUAUUGAGAAACUACAUCUUCAUCUGUUAUAGCGUGAAUAUCAUAAUAAAAUGUCUACAGUA
Megalobrama amblycephala (Wuchang bream) is the source of this 1383-nucleotide messenger RNA. RefSeq names its product golgi reassembly stacking protein 1b (gene gorasp1b). Lineage: Eukaryota; Metazoa; Chordata; Actinopteri; Cypriniformes; Xenocyprididae. Gene Ontology annotation, biological process: Golgi organization. The coding region runs from base 119 to 1189 and encodes 356 amino acids. The transcript is spliced from 9 exons. Gene Ontology annotation, molecular function: protein binding. Gene Ontology annotation, cellular component: Golgi apparatus. The record is from RefSeq and is a predicted model, not a curated record.